AUGGUAUCACUUGAACCUCGCAAAAAGGACAAAAACAAGUCCAAGUUUGUGAAGCCAGGCCCAAUCUACUCUGAAGAUGGCAUUCCUUACGACUACAUUAUUAUUAUUGAUUCGGGCUCCAAGGGGCUGAGGGUGUUUGUAUACAACUGGUUGAAUCCAGCUGCUGCUCUAAACAAAACUCUCGACAUGAGUGUUGUUCUUAAAAAGCCCAAUCUCAACUUGAUCAAACGGUACUCUGUGGCCAGAGAAGAAGCGGAAAUUGAAGAAUCAGAUACAGAUACCGAGGAUGAGUCCGAAAUCGAAAUAGAUGAGGAAGACGUAGAGUCGGAGACCGAAGAGAAGGACAACUCCAAACUGAAGGACAAUGGUAAAGGUGCUGCGGUUGAAAACAAAGACAAGAGUUCCAAGAAGAAUCCCAAAACCAUUCCUAUUAGGUUUCCCAAGAUCCAGUCGAAAAAGAAAUGGCAUCAAAAGGUGAAACCUGGUAUUUCGUCCUUCAAUUUGAGUCCGCAGAAAAUAGGCAAUUAUCAUUUGAAGCACUUGCUCCAAUUGGCCAGCUCUGUUGUUCCCAAGUCUCAACACUAUAGGACCCCCAUCUUCUUGCAUUCAACCGCAGGAAUGCGGUUGUUGACGCCUACCGAACAGACACUGAUUCUCAACAACAUCUGCUCGUAUAUCACCAACAAUUCAGACUUCUACAUUCCUGAAUGUGCCAGUCAUAUAAAUGUAAUCGAUGGGGACUUCGAGGGUAUCUACGGCUGGUUGUCUAUAAAUUCGCUCAAAGGUGCUUUCGAUAAUCCCGAACAACACGACCAUGGUAAGAGUCACAGCACCUACGGAUUGUUGGAUAUGGGAGGAGCUUCAACACAAGUUGUUUUCCAGCCCAACAACACUGAGAUUAAAGAACAUCAGAAUAAUCUUUUCAAAAUAACUCUCGCACAAGUUCCACAUCUAGCUCCUGUAGAUUCUGCAAAUGCUGCCGACCCUGUACAACAACGAGGAGAUGAGCCUGUAGUAGGUAAGUAUUCGUUACCUCAACCAGCGGAAUUCAACGUCUUCUCAGAUUCGUUCUUGGGCUUUGGAAUGUACCAAGCUCACAACCGUUACUUGGCUACCCUUCUUAGUCUGUAUUUGGAAGAGAACAAUAUGAACGAGCAGAAUAGAGUCAUUAAGAAAAUAAGUACUCCAGUGCCAGAUCCUUGUUUGCCAAAGGGCUACAUGUCCGUUUCAAAUGUGGAAGAAAUUUCUGUAGAUUUCACGGGGGAGAGCAAUUUUCAGAAAUGUCUCGAAGGCAUCUUUCCGGUGUUGCUGAAGAGUUCUGCGUCUGAAAAUAUGGGGAACUGCAAGCAGUUUAGCGACGAAAUACAGGCUAGCUCUUGCUUAUUGAAAGACUCUAUUCCAGCCUUCGACUUCGAGGUCAAUCACUUCGUUGGUGUCAGCGGCUACUGGGAAGCUAUCAGCAACUUGUUGAGCUACGAGAACAUCAAUGAUAUCCGUGAAGAUGGUAAUAAAGGUGACAAAAGCAACAAGAACAACGAUAAGUCGGAUACCUACGAUUACAAAGUCAUCUACGAACAGACAUCCAAGAUAUGUUCUAAGGACUGGAGUAGUUUGUUCGAAAUGAAUAAAAGAAAGCCAGAGAACAAACAAUUGACUGAAACUGACUUACUGGAGUUGUGUUUCAAGUCGUCUUGGAUCUUGAAUUUCUUACAUCUUGGAUUGGGAUUUCCUCGUCUUGGCAUCGACGAGAUGCCCACCAAGAACGACCAGUUCAAGUCGUUGGAGUUGGUAGAAGAUAUUGAUGGCUCAUCGUUUUCGUGGACUUUAGGUAGAGCAAUCCUUUAUUCCAACGAUGAAUACGUUCAGGCAUUCAAUAAUUACACUAUCAAGACAUUACAACUUUCCGAAGAGGAUGUGGAGAAUUCCAAAUCUGAGUACAUAAUGAAGAGGCCGGGAUUUUAUCAUUCCGCCUCUGCUUCCGUGUAUCAUUUUGGAGCCGAGCAGAAUGGCAUUUCCCCACGUCCACAGUUUAUUGCACCUAGAGACGGUAUCAAGUAUCCUCACUACGACUACGAGUACGAAGCUGAAAGUCUGGAACUGAAAUGGGACAUCGAGCCACAUCGCUGGUACGGAAUCAUCAUCUUUUUAGGCUUACUAGGGUUUAUAGUCUGGCUUAUGGUAGGAAGAAGUGGUCGUUCUCUCAUCCUUGACCGGGCCAAAAACAGAGUCAGAAGAAUGGUUCUGCCAUUAUUCGGAAGAUCUAGCUACGUUGCAGUUCCAUUAGAUGAAGAGCAUGAAAUUAGCGCUGCUGGUCGAAGCUCUGAUCUUGAUUUAGAGAAUGGCUACGAGUUGGACGAUAUCGAUUCGACGCCAGACUUCAAGACUAGUAACUCGUCCUCUGAUGAAGUGGAGGCGCAAUUCAGAAUCGAUAGCGAUGACGAAGAUUAG
Molecule: messenger RNA, 2448 nt
Organism: Scheffersomyces stipitis CBS 6054
Lineage: Eukaryota; Fungi; Ascomycota; Pichiomycetes; Serinales; Debaryomycetaceae
Gene: YND2
Exons: 2
Coding region: 1-2448 (815 amino acids)
Biological process (GO): nucleoside diphosphate catabolic process
Cellular component (GO): membrane
Molecular function (GO): nucleoside diphosphate phosphatase activity
Source: RefSeq, a predicted model, not a curated record